This is a messenger RNA of Cheilinus undulatus (humphead wrasse), 2983 nucleotides long. Its product is annotated as zinc finger protein 708-like. The transcript is spliced from 2 exons. Gene Ontology annotation, molecular function: RNA polymerase II cis-regulatory region sequence-specific DNA binding; DNA-binding transcription factor activity, RNA polymerase II-specific. Lineage: Eukaryota; Metazoa; Chordata; Actinopteri; Labriformes; Labridae. The coding region runs from base 270 to 2549 and encodes 759 amino acids. The record is from RefSeq and is a predicted model, not a curated record. Gene Ontology annotation, biological process: regulation of transcription by RNA polymerase II.
AUGAACCUCUGAAUGGUUAGGGUUUGUCGAGCUCCUGUUUAAUCAAAGCUUACCGUUUUUUUCUUUAUAAAUUCUGUGUGUAGAAAAGGACGGUGUCGCCGGGUCAAAAUAUCUACAGUAGAAACGCUGAGAGUUUUAGUCACCCAGAGAGAACGAUAGCUGAUCAACUCUGCCGAUUAAAAGAGGAACAGACGCGAGAACAGGAACUACUGGACGCUGUUUUAAACCAGCAGUUUAUCUUACACACAGCAGACCUCCAGCAGUUUGCCAUGAGUAAAAAAGAGAUUCCCUGUGAGCAGCAGGGGCAGAACUCUAGUCUGGCCCUGAAAGACUCGGGGCCUUCACACAUUAAAGAGGAAGAGGAGGAACUGUGGAAGGUUUACACCACUGAGUUCCCCUUCACUUCUGUUCCUGUGAAGAGUGAAGAUGAUGAAGAUAAAACUCAGUCCUCUCAGCUUCAUGAAAUAAGAACUGAAGAGAUGGAAACAGAAGCUCAUGGAGAGGACUGUCGGGGACCAGACCAAGCCAAAGAGUCGAUUCCAGAGAGAGAUUUACAAGUAGAGCCUGAGAUCAAGAGUGAAGACUCUUUAGAAGUGGAGACAGAUGUCGGUGAUGACUGGGGGGAGACAAGACAACAUCAGUCAGGUUGUAACUCUUUGGAAGGCUGUGACCCUAAGAGAUCGAAUGUUGACAAAACUUCAGAUGUCUCCUCUGAGUGCUGUACAGCACUUGAACCAAAUCAGGAUUUAAUCCAAGAUAAAAGCAUUUACCAAGGAGAAAAGCCCUUCAGCUGCUCUGAUUGUGGUAAAGGAUUUAAAUGCAAAUCCAAUUUGAAGAAACACACAGUAAUUCACACGGGAGAGAAACCCUUCAGCUGCUCUGUUUGUGGCAAAAGAUUCAACCGUAAGUAUAGUUUGACUGUGCACAUGAUGGCUCAUAAUGGAGAGAAACCCUUCAGCUGCUCUGUGUGUGAUAAAAGAUUCAAUCAAAAAUCUACUUUAACCACACACAUGUUAAUUCACGCUGAAGAGAAACCCUUUAGCUGCUCUGAGUGUGGUAAAAGAUUCAACCAUAAGCAUCGUUUGACCUCACACAUGAUUGUUCACACUGGAGAGAAACCCUUCAGCUGCUCUCUGUGUGGUAAAAGAUUCAACCAUAAGAUUAGUCUGACAUCACACAUGAUGGUUCACAAAGUUGACACCACAAAGUUUCCCUUGACUUCUGUUCCUGUGAAGAGUGAGGAUGAUAAAGAGAAAACUCGGUCCUCUCAGCUUCAUGAAAUAAAAACGGAAGAGAUGGAAAUAGAAGCUGAUGGAGAGGAGUGUGGGGGACUAGAGCAGGCCAAAAAUUCAAAUCCAGGGACAGGUUUUCAAGUGGAGGCUGAGGUCAAGAGUGAGGACUCUUAUGAAGUGGAGACAGAUGUCAGUGAUGACCAAGGGGAGACAAGAGAACAUCAGUCAGGUUGUAACUCUUCAGAAGGCUGUGACCAUAAGAGAUCAAAUGCUGACAAGAAGUCAGAUGUCUCGUCUGAGUGCUGUACAGCCCCUGAACUGAAUCAGGAUUUAAUCCAAGAUAUAAGCAUUUACCAAGGAGAAAAGCCCUUCAGCUGCUCUGAGUGCAGUAAAAGAUUUAAACGCAAAUCAUAUCUGAUUCAACACAUGUUUGUUCACACUGGAGAGAAAUCCUUCAGCUGUUCUGAGUGUGGUAAGAGAUUUAAACGCAAAUCAUAUCUGAUUAAACACAUGUUAAUUCACAAUGGAGAGAAACCUUUCACCUGCUCUGAGUGUGGUAAAAGAUUCAACGAAAAGAAUAGUCUGACCACACACAUGCUACUUCACACUGGGGAGAAACCCUUCAGCUGCUCUGUGUGUGAUAAAAGAUUUAAUCAAAAGUCUCAUUUGACCACACACAUGCUACUUCACACUGGAGAGAAACCCUUCUGCUGCUCUGAGUGUGACAAAAGAUUCAACCACAAGAUUAGUUUGACCUCACACAUGAUUGCUCACACUGGAGAGAAACCCUUUAGCUGCACUCAGUGUGAUAAAAGUUUCAGCCAUAAGAUUAGUUUGACCACACACAUGAUGGUUCACACUGGAGUGAAACCCUUCAGCUGCUCAGUGUGUGGUAAACAACACAACCACAAAGCUAAUUUGAUUGCACACAUGACGGUUCACACAAGAGAGAAACCCUUCUGCUGUACUGAGUGUGAUAAAAGAUUUUCUUCAAAGUCCAAUCUGACCAAACACAUGUUAAUCCACACUGGAGAUAAACCUUUCAGCUGCUCUGAAUGUGGUAAAAGAUUUCAUCAAAAAUCUCAUCUUGCCAUACAUAUGUUAGUUCACACAAGCGAGAAACUCUUCAGCUGCUCUGUGUGUAAUAAAAGAUUUAACCAGAAAUCUAAUCUGAACACACACAUUUUAACUCAUACUGAAGAGAAACCCUUCAGUUGCUCCGAGUGUGAUAAAAAAUUUUCUCUCAAGGGUUAUCUGACCAGACACAUGUUAAUUCACUCAAGAGAGGAACACUUUACCUCCUCUGAAUGCAAUUAAAGUUAUCUGAAGUCUUAUCUGGACUUACACAUGGUAAUUCACACAGGAGAGAAACCCUUCAGCUGUAGGAUUUGUGGUCAGAGUGAUUCAUGGCAUUUACAGUAAAAAGGACAAGAGUGUGCUGGUGGACAGGCUUCAGAAAAAAAGAAAAAGAAGAACCAGUUAGGACGUCUGUGUGACACAAGAACCAGGCAGGAGCUCAAAGGAGUCAAAAAAGACGCCUUCAGUCCCUACCAUCCACUUUAUCUUGAACAUAAUGAUGAGAACUGUGGUGAAUAAGGAAUCCAUUUGCCCUUACCCUAGGUGGAUGUUGAAUAUAAACACGGUUUUGAUGUUAAGUAGCCACAGUUUACCAUUGAUGGGUUGUCUGUGUUGUUUGAUGCAGUGAAAGGAAUGUGGAAACCUGGUGAUGAAUAUGAUUUCACUUUGGUUUU